This is a messenger RNA of Loxodonta africana (African savanna elephant), 8969 nucleotides long. It is a transcript of the gene BCDIN3D, whose product is annotated as BCDIN3 domain containing RNA methyltransferase. Gene Ontology annotation, biological process: negative regulation of pre-miRNA processing. The transcript has 2 exons. The coding region runs from base 36 to 917 and encodes 293 amino acids. Gene Ontology annotation, cellular component: cytoplasm. Gene Ontology annotation, molecular function: RNA methyltransferase activity; O-methyltransferase activity. NCBI's taxonomy places the organism in Eukaryota, Metazoa, Chordata, Mammalia, Proboscidea, Elephantidae. The record is from RefSeq and is a predicted model, not a curated record.
GGUUCCGCGGGGACCCAGAGGCGGAGCCCAGGCUCAUGGCGGCGUGCACGAAACAGACCACCGGGGGCGGUGAAGAGGCCGCGGCGGAGGAGGGACCGCGCGUUCGGGAACCCGGGGCCGCCCCUUUCGGAAAUUUCCCUCAGUACUCCCGCUUCCACCCUCCAGAGCAGCGGCUCCGCCUCCUGCCCCCGGAGCUGCUUCGACAACUCUUCCCUCCCGAGAGUCCUGAAACGAGGCCUAUACUGGGGCUCGACGUGGGGUGUAAUUCCGGGGAGUUGAGUGUGGCUCUAUACAAACACUUCCUCUUCCUACGUGAUGGGGAGACCUGCUCAGAUGCCUCAAGAGAAUUUCGUCUUCUCUGCUGUGACAUAGAUCCAGUCCUGGUGGAGCGAGCUGAAAAAGGAUGCCCUUUUCCUGAUGCCUUGACCUUUAUUACUCUGGACUUCAUGAAUCAAAGGACCCGGAAGGUUCUCUUGAGCUCUUUCUUAAGCCAGUUUGGACGCUCCAUUUUUGACAUUGGCUUCUGCAUGUCAGUAACCAUGUGGAUUCAUCUGAACCAUGGGGACCAGGGCCUGUGGGAGUUCCUCGCCCACCUCUGUUCUCUCUGCCGCUACCUCCUUGUGGAGCCACAGCCCUGGAAAUGUUACCGGGCAGCUGCAAGGCGUCUGCGAAAGCUGGGCCUCCAUAACUUUGACCACUUCCACUCCCUUGCUAUCCGAGGUGAUAUGGCCAAUCAGAUUGUGCAGAUCUUGACUCAGGACCAUGGCAUGGAGUUAGUAUGCUGCUUUGGCAACACCAGCUGGGACCGAAGCCUUCUGCUCUUCAAGGCAAAACAGACCAUAGAGACUCAUCUGAUCCCUGAAUCAUUGAUAGAAGAAGGAAAAGAAAGGAACAGAUUAAGAUUCUGGAGACAGUGAGAUGGGAGGAGGGGAAGACCAGGAAAAGAGAUAUUGAAAAGGUUUUACACUGAGAAUUAAGGACUCUUCUUGACUCCUUAACAGUUGGGCAGCCUCAAAACCUGGCAGAAGGUUUUGGCAAAAUGUCCAAGGCAUGCACUUGAAAGAAUCAGUACCAUUGGGACAAUCCCUGAGGAGAAUGGAUCCGUGGAGCAAUGAGCUGAGCUAUCUGAGAUGGACUAGAGAAAGUAAUCCUGGUUUUGGGAUGUGGAAGGGCCUGCUUUUGGGGGUUAGUUAUAAAGACCAGGCUAGCCUUAGAAUGUAUCAGUUCCCUGGAUCCUUCAAUCUGACCUGGCUUCCUCAGCUUUCUGUACUUGCUUGAAGAGUCACUGGCCUGGCUAAAGGAAAGGGUUAAUAGGAAAAGCAUCUUAUCUUUAUAGAUUAGCAGGUCAAGUCUCCAAGAUGCACUGACUGGCAUUUAAAAGACAUUUAAAAACUUAGAUAAUUAACCCAACAUCCAGCUGGUACAAACGAAAUGAAUAAAGUGGGAUUGUCUAUAAUUUAUAAAAGUAUAUGUAGUAUGUAAUAAAAAUGACAAGUGUGGUUGAAAAUGCCCUGUGAGUCUGGGGUGGAUAAGAAAAUUCUGCUUUUAUCCAUCCUAUCCACGCAGGAGACUUGGGUUUGAUUCCCAGCCAGGGUACCUUGUACAUAGCCACCACCUGUCUGUCACCAAACCACCACUACUCCCAGUUCUUAGGUACCUCAGUUAGAACUUUAUCCUAAAAUUAAAUUCAUUACCCUCAUUCCCAACCCAAUCCUAUCUCAGUUGGUGACAUCUACCUCCAUUGAGUCUUUCCUCACUUAAAGUCCCCACACCGAAAUGAUUACCAAGUCCGGUAAAUCCUACCAAUAACAUGUAAAUCCUACUUAUUCCAUCCAUUUGGUUGGCACCUACCAGAGGUUUCUGUGUUAAGUCACCUGCUCCAUUCUAUGCAUUCCUGCCAGUGUUCUCUUUCUCAAACAUCUAAUUGUGUUAGUAUUAUGCUUAAAAAUCUUCAGUAGCUUUCUAGACUCUAGAAUCCUGUCCUUUAUCCAGUACCUAAACCUAUGUUCUUCAAUCUGGUAGCCACUUGCUAUUUAAAUUAAGUAAAAUGAAACAAAGUUUAAAUUCAGUUCCUCAGUCUUCCUAGCGACAGUUCAAGUGUUCAGUAGCUGUUCCGACUCAUAGCAACCCUAUAGGACAGAAUAGAACUGCCCCAUAGGGUUUCCAGGAAGCAGUGGGUGGAUUAGAACUGCCAGCCUUUUUGGUUAGCAGUCGUGGUCUAAACCACUGCACCACCAGGGUUCCACAAACCAAACUUGUUUCUGUCAAGUCAAUUCCGACUUACAGCGACCCUAUAUGUGACUAGUGGCUACUAUAAUUGAACUCUGCAGGUAUAGAACAUUUCCAUCAUCAGAGAAAGUUUUAUCACGUAGCACUGGUCUAAAUCCCAUAACGUGGCCUUCAUGCCUCUCUUCCCUGUAGCAACCACACUGAACUUCUCACCUGCCACUUAGACUUGCCACGUCUUUUUAUAUCUCGGACUUAGUACAAGCCAUCCCUUUGCUCCUUCCCUCUCCUCCAGUUCUCCCACCUUGCAACCUGGUAGAACUCUUUGUCCUAAAAGACAGCUUAAGUUUACGUUUUUGGGAAAAUUUUUCCCAACUCCCUGGUACUUUGCAUUUGUUCACUACAUUUUUGUGAGGGCUACACAGAAUCCUCUAUUACAGCAAUUACGUACCAUAAUUGCUCACAGGCCUCUUUUCCCCAUACGACAGGACUCAAUGCCUGACACAUGGCACGCAGUCAGGAACUACUUGUUGAAAGAAUAUAUGAAUGAACAAAAGAGAUAUCCACCUGAAUUCAGUUAUUGAGAAGAAAAGGAAGAUCUGUGAUUGGGCAAAGACUGCACAGGAAACCCUGAGAAUAGAGGAAAGUUAGAAAGUUGAGAGGGACGUAACCUUGACCCUUGGCAUGGAAGUUUGAGAUAUGUUUUAUCAAACAUGUCUUUGAGAUAAAAUGUUCAUUUCAAAGCCUUGAUUAUUGGUGAUUUGGGAGAGGACAACAGAUCAAGACUGGAUAUAAAAAUCUGGAAGUCAUGUAGAGUGAGAGUGACUUAAAUUUCAAAAAUAAGUGAAUAUGGUAGGAGAGUACCAGGUCCUAGGUCUGAGGGCCACGAAUAGUUAUUGAGUGAGCGGGAAAAGAGGAACUAAAAAAGGUCUGAUUAGAAACAGAAAAAAGGAAACCGUAUGAGGUAGGUACUCUUAGUAUCCCCAUCUUGCAGAUGUGGAAACAAGCAUAGAGAGGUUGAGUGUCCCAGGGGCACCUAUCUAGUAAGUAGCAGAGCUGGGCUUUAAACCCAAGCAGUAUGGUUCCAUAAUCAGCUUUAGCUGCCGUGUCAUGAGAUGUCACAGAAGUCAAGGUUCGGAAGAGACACCAGAGAACAGGUGUAGUGUAUGAACAUGGACUUCAGAGUUACUGUGCUCCCUCAAAUUAUGUGUUCAGGCCUGGGAACAGAAGGCCCAGCCAGUCCACCCUUAGCAAUCUCUGAUAUUCUUAGAAUUCCCCUCACAGAAGUCACCUAAUCCUAUGUCGAAUACCUGAGUUGUGCCCCUACUGCUGACUACAAGUUAAACAGGCUCGCGCCUCGUGCUGUGGUGGAAAAUUGAGAGCUGGCAGCCACAUACAGCAGAGAUUAAAAAAAAAAAAAAAAAACCUGCUGCUGUUGAGUCAAUUCUGACUCAUAGCGACCCUAUAGGACAGAGUAGAACUAUUCCAUAGAGUGUCCAAGGAGCAGGUGGUGGAUUCAAACUGCGUACCUUUUGGUUAGCAGCCAUAGCUCUUAACCACCGCACCACCAGGCUCCACAGCAAAGAUAGAUAGUCUUAAUUCUUCCUCAGACCUGAUUACCCUUACAGUGUACCCUUGACUUGCCAGCACCCUAACUCCCCCUGAAUUCCUUAAAUUUCCAAUCUGUUCCUAGCUUUGACCUUUGGGUAGGACCUCCUGAAAGUGGAUUUGAAUCUGUUUCAUGCUAAGGAGGCAGGGAUGCCAAGGCCAACUCCAAAAAAAAAAAAGGACUAAAAUCCUACAACCAAUUGGGUCCUUCCCAGCCUUCUGGGAUUUGGCCUGGGGAUGGUAGCAGCAGAAAGAAACCUCAGAUUUGGAAUCAAGAUCUACAAGUAACUCAUUGUAUACCCACCUUGUUUAAGUCUUUUGACCUCUCUGAACCUCAGUUUUCAUCUGUACAACUGAAAUAACAAGACCUUGCUUUUCUUAUACCCAGAUGGGCUAAAGAAUAUAAAGGUAUUUUGUAGAAUAUAGAGUGUUAGACAAAAACAAAGUGUCAUUAUACCCUGUAAGUAUGCCAUAGAUCAUGCUCAGGCUGCGCAAGACCACAACUAUGCUUGUUAGAUGAAAGUUCUGUAAGGAAAACAUGAAUCUUACUAUCUCUAAUGAUUUAUUUUUCAGAAGUCUUAAGGAGUUCAGCUUCAGCUCUACAGAGCAUUUUAAAUGAAGCAAUGCUGGGAGGGAGUGAUUGUUACUAAUGGAAAUGAGGUCAGUUUAUGUGAUCACAGGGAUCACAGUGGUUACAGAGCUGGAUUUAUCUACUUUUCUACAGUUCUUAAUUUAGGAACAAUUUGAAACAAAAACCAAGUGACCCUGUUUGUUGCUCUCUUGCACCACCCUUUACCAAGGAGCACAAGGGGAUGUAUAAGGGACUCUGGUAGGCUGAAUAAGGGCCCCCAAAUCCCUACAAUCUGUGACUAUUACCUUAGAUGGCAAAAGGGACUUUGAAAAUGUGUUAAGUUACGGAUUUUGAGAUGAGAUGAACCUCAAUUAUCCCAAUGAGCCCUAAAUGUAAUCACAACUGUCUCUAUAAGACAAAGGCAGAGGGAGAUUUGACUGCAGUAGGAGAUGUCACAGAAGCAAGAGAUGGGGGUCAUGUGAGAAAGAGUUGCAAGCCAAGAAAUGCAGUCAUCUUCUAGAAGUUAGAAAAGGCAAGGAAACGGAUUCUCCCCUGAAGCUUCCAGAAGGAACACAGCUUUGUUAACACCUUGAUUUUAGAUUUUUGACUUCCAGAACUGUAAGAGAAUAAAUAUGUUGUUCUCAGCCACUAAAUUUGUGGUAAUUUGUUAAUGGAGGCAAUAGGAAACUAAUAUAGGGGCUGCAAUUACGAUGAGACUGGGGUACAAGGCCAAGUGGCACCUGUCCCAAACAACUCCUUAGAUACUCACCAGAAAACCUGUUUAAUCCUACUCCUCAUUAAUUACAACAAGAAAUAAAAACAAUGAAUUACAACAAAUAAAAACAAUAAAAGAACAUUUUCAUCACUUAGAACAAAAUUCACAAAUUUUUUAAAACCACAAUGAUGAGAAUUUGGGGAAAACAGGUAUUCUCAUACCCUGUUAGCAAGAAUGUAAAUUGUCAUGACCGUUUUGGAGGGCAAUUUGUCAAUAUUUAUCAAAAUAUAUAAGGCACAUGCACAGCAAUUGCACUACUAGGAAUUUAUUCUGUAGAUACACUCACAUAAAUAUGCAAGGAUGUAUGUACAGUAUUACCCACUACAGUUAUUGAUACUAGUGAAAAGCUAGAAACAACCUACAUGCCCAUCAGUAGGAAAUAUGCAUAAUAUGGUACAGCCAUAAAAUAAUUACUAUGCAAUUAUUAAAAAGAAAAGGUAGAUCUAUAUAUGCUAAUAUGGAAGGGUCUACAAAAUAAGUGUAAGAAGCAAGGUACAGAACAAUAUGAGUGGUCAGAGCCCAUUUUUUUAAGCUUUUAAAAUGAAUAUACACAUACAAGGUAACAAAACCUCUAAGAGUGGCCCGUUUGUCAUACUGUGGUGGCUUGCAUGUUGCUGUGAUGCUGGAAGCUAUACUACCAGUAUUUCAAAUACCCACAGGGUCACCAAUGGUGGACAGGUUUCAGCAGAACUUCCAGACUAAGACAGACUAGGAAGAGGACCUCGUGAUCUCCUUCUGAAAAAACUGGCCAGUGACACUGUUAUGAAUAGUAAUGGAACAUUGUCUAAUAUAGUGAGGGAAGAUGAACCCUUCAUAUUGGAAGGCACUCAAAAUACGACUGGGGAAGAGCUACCUCCUCAAAGUAGAGUUGACCCUAAUGACAUGGAUGGAGUCAAGGUUUCGGGACUUUCAUUAAUGAGGUGGCACAACUCAAAAUGAGAAGAAAUAGCUGCAAACAUCCAUUAAUAAUCAGAAUGUGGAAUGUACAAAGUAUGAAUCUAGGAAAAUUGGAAGUCAUCAAAAAUGAAAUGGAACGCCUAAAGAUCGAUAUUCUAGGCAGUAGUGAGCUGAAAUAGACUGGUACUGGCCAUUUUGAAUCAGACAGUCAUAUGGUCUACUAUGCAGGAAAUAACAAAGUGAAAAGGAAUGGCAUCAAAUUUGUCAUCAAAAAGAACAUUUCAAGAUCUAUCCUGAAGUACAAUGCUGUUUAGUGAUAAGUUAAUAUCCAUACCCCUACAAGGAAGACCAGUUAAUACCAAUAUUAUUAAAAUUUACACACCAACUACUAAUUCCAAACAUGAAGAAACUGAGGAUUUUUACCAACUGCAGUCUGAAAUUGAUCAAACACGCAAUAGAGAUGAAUUGAUAAUUACUGAUGAUUGGAAUGAGAAAGUUGGAAACAAGAAGAAUCAGUAGUUGGAAAAUAUGGCUGUCAUGGAUUGAAUUGUGUCCCCAAAAAAUGUCUUGUUAACUUAGCUGGGCCAUGAUUUUCGGUAUUGUGUGAUUGUCCACUAUUUUAUGUGAUUUUCCUAUAUGUUGUAAAUCAUAUCACUGUGAUGUAAUAAGAUGGCAGUUACAUCGAUGAGAUCUAUCAGAUUAGAUAACAUCUUAAGCCAGUCUCUUUUGAGAUAUAAAAGAGAGAAAAGAGCACAAAGACAGGGGGACCUCAUACCAUCAAGAAAGCAAUGGGAGCAGAGCGCAUCCUUUGGACUUGAGGUUCCUGCGCUGAGAUGCUCCCAGACGAGGGAAGAUUGAUGACAAGGACCUUCCUCCAGAGCCAACAGACAGAAAAAACUAUCCCCUGGAGCUAAUGAUCUGAAUUUGGACUUGUAGCCUACUAGACAGUGAGAGAAUAAAUUUCUCUUUGUUAAAGCCAUCCACUGUGGUAUUUCUGUUACAGCAGCACUAGAUGACUAAGACAGUGGCCUUGAUGAUAGAAACGAUGCCAGAGAUCGCAUGACAGAAUUCCAUAAGACCACGACUUCUUCAUUGCAAAUACCUUUUUUCAACAACAUAAACAGCAACUAUAAAAAAAAAAAAAAAAAAAAUUUUUUUUUUUUAUACAUGUGGACCUCACCAGAGGGAAUACAUAAGAAUCAAAUCGACUACAUCUGUGGAAAGAGACAAUGGAAAAGAAUAAUAUCAUCAGUCUGAACAAGGCCAGGGGCUGUGGAACAGACCAUCAGUUGCUUGUAUGCAAGUUCAAGUUGUAGCUGAAGAAAAUUAAAACAAGUCCAUGAGAGCCAAAAUAUAACCUUGAGUAUAUCCCACCUGAAUUUAGACACCACCUCAAGAACAGAUUUGACACAUUGAACACUAAUGACACAAAACCAGAUGACUUGUAGAAUGACAUCAAGGACAGCAUACAUAAAGAAAACAAAAGGUCAUUAAAAAGACAGGAAGGAAAGAAAAGACCAAAGUGGAUGUCAGAAGAGACUCUGAAACUUGCUCCUGAACAUAGGGUAGCUAAAGUGAGAGAAAGACAUGAUAAAGUAAAAGAGCUGAACAGAAGAUUUGAAAGGACACCUUGAGAAGACAAAAUAUUGUAAUGAAAUGUGCAAAGACCUGGAGUUAGAAAACCAAAAGGGAAGAACAUGCUUGGCAUUCGUUAAGCUGAAAGAACUGAAGAAAAAAUUCAAAGCUUGAGUUGCAAUAUUGAAGGAUUCUACGGGGAAAAUAUUGAGUGACACAGAAAGCAUCAAAAGAAGAUGGAAAGAAUACACAGAGUCACUGUACCAAAAAGAAUUGGUCAACAUUCAACCAUUUCAGGAGGCAGUGUAUGAUCGAGAACCGAUAGUACUGAAGGAAGAAGUCCAAGCUCCACUGAAGGCAUUGGUGAAAAACAAGUCUCCAGAAUUGAUGGAAUACCAAUUGAGAUGUUUCAACAAACGGAUGCAACGCUGGGAGCACUGACUUGUCUAUGCCAAGAAAUAUGGAAGACAGCUACCUGGCCAACCAGCUGGAAGAGAUCCAUAUUUGCAUCUGUUCCAAAGAAAGGUGAUCCAACAGAAUUUGGAAAUUAGCCAAAAAUAUCAUUAAUAUCAUACGCAAGUAAAAUUUUGCUGAAGAUCAUUCAAAAGCCAUGGCAGCUGUACAUUGACAGGAAAUUGCCAGAAAUUCAAGCCAGAUUCAGAAGAGGACAUGGAAUCAGGGAUAUCAUUGCUGAUGUCAGAUGGAUCUUAGCUGAAAGCAGAGAAUACCAGAAGAAUGAUUACCUGUGUUUUUUUUUUUAAUUUUUAUUGUGCUUUAAGUGAAAGUUUACAAAUCAAGUCAGUCUCUCACACAAAAACCCACAUACACCUUGCUACACACUCCCAAUUACUCUCCCCCUGAUGAGACAGUCCGCUCUCUCCCUCCACUCUCUCUUUUCGUGUCCAUUUCGCCAGCAUCUAACCCCCUCCACCCUCUCAUCUCCCCUCCAGGCAGGAGAUGCCAACAUAGUCUCAAGUGUCCACCUGAUCCAAGAAGCUCACUCCUCACCAGCAUCCCUUUCCAACCCAUUGUCCAGUCCAAUUCAUAUCUGAAGAGUUGGCUUGGGGAAUGGUUCCUGUCCUGGGCCAACAGAAGGUCUGAGGGCCAUGACCACCGGUCCUUCUAGUCUCAGUCAGACCAUUAAGUCUGGUCUUGUGAGAAUUUGGGGUCUGCAUCCCACUGCUCUCCUGCUCCCUCAGGGGUUCUCUGUUGUGCUCCCUGUCAGGGCAGUCAUCGGUUGUAGCCAGGCACCAUCUAGUUCUUCUGGUCUCAGGAUGAUGUAGUCUCUGGUUCAUGUGGCCCUUUCUGUCUCUUGGG